Messenger RNA from Trichoderma atroviride IMI 206040, 845 nucleotides. RefSeq lists its product as uncharacterized. The record is from RefSeq and is a predicted model, not a curated record. Lineage: Eukaryota; Fungi; Ascomycota; Sordariomycetes; Hypocreales; Hypocreaceae.
AUGGCUGCGAUCCCAAAGAGGACCAUGGCUGCUCCCUUUUCUCUCACGCGAACCGUCCUCGCUUCCGACCCUCUGGCCUAUAAAUCAGCCACGCAAUCGUCUUUCCUGACUCGCGCUGCCAAAGGCCGCGUUUCCAAACAUCAUCUCGGACAAUGGCUUUCAAAUGAUCGGCUUUAUAUCCAUGGGUAUAUCCGAGGCGUGGGUCGUCUACUCAGCUUUCUACAGCUCCCCGAGACAGUGGAGGAAGAGGCAGAAGUCUCCGAGAGCACCAAGCUGCUUCGCUGGAUGAUUGACGCAUUGGUCAACAUUCGCCGAGAGGAAGAGUUCUUUGUCCGCACUGCGGCAGAUUACGGCAUCAGUCUAGAUCUCAGCCACAAGCUGGAAGGGCUCCAUCGCUUCGAGGCUCUAUUCGACAGCACCCGUCCCGGCGGUGGCGACAAGGACAAGGCCGUGAUACCCUGGCUCGAAGCGGCAAUCGUCUUCUGGGCGACGGAGAAGUGCUACCUCGACGCCUGGUCCGGCGCAUCAGCCCGGCUUUCCGCUCCGUCUGAGGCCGAUGGGGAUGAGGAUGGUGGGGCCCUGAGGCGGGAAUUCAUACCGAACUGGAGUUCCGUGGAGUUUGCGCGGUUUGUGGACGAGCUGGGCGAGAUUAUCGACUCUGCGGUGCAGCGAGAGAUUAAGCUGCGGCAGAAUGAAGGCGAGGAGGAGGCAAUCAAGGGAGAGCUUCUGGAUAGAGCAUUGGUGAAGUGGCGUGAGGUGUUGGCCGCAGAAGAGGCUUUCUGGCCUGCAAUGGAAUAGUAUUAGACAGCAAUCAUGAGCCCAUGGCCCGCCUUGUUUGCAGUAUC